This is a messenger RNA of Eriocheir sinensis (Chinese mitten crab), 2948 nucleotides long. RefSeq lists its product as uncharacterized. Gene Ontology annotation, molecular function: catalytic activity. The record is from RefSeq and is a predicted model, not a curated record. The transcript is spliced from 2 exons. NCBI's taxonomy places the organism in Eukaryota, Metazoa, Arthropoda, Malacostraca, Decapoda, Varunidae. Bases 1608 to 2690 code for a protein of 360 amino acids.
UUCUCAAGGAUCUCUCAUCCUUCUCCCUAACGUACUCCUGCACCCUGUCUCUCCAUUUCACUGGAGGUCGUCCUCUAACAUUCCCUCCCUCAAUCUCACAUACACCCUUCUGGUCAUCUUACUCUCCUCCAUUCGCUCCAUGUGGCCAAACCACUUUAAAAUCACUUAUUCCCUUCACCCCCGUGACACAUUCCAAAACGCUCAUACACACUUUCAUUACUUAUUCCAUCCAUUCUACUCACACCACAAGCACUCCUCAAAUAACUCAUUUCCACUGCCUGCACUCUAGACCUCUGACUUUCAUUCAAGGCCCUUGUUUCACUUGCAUAUGUGAGGGUUGGUACUAUUAUUGUAUUUUCAACUGAUAACUGAUCCAAGGUACUUAAACUCAUUGACCUCCUCCAUUUCUUCACCAUUCAGAAUUAUUUUGCAUUCUUUUUCACAUUCAGUUCCCACUCUAUAUGGGCAUACAAAAUCUACAACUUCACUUCUACUCCCCUCACAAACCAUCACUUUACUUUUGUUGACAUUUACUUUCAGCUUUCUCCUUUUACAGACGCUAUGAAAAUCACUGACCAAGUUUUGUAAGUCACUUUCAUUUUCUGCAAUGAGCACUGUGUCAUCAGUAAACAGGAUUGAAUUCAGCACCCACUUCCUUCCCUCAGCAUACAUUUUUACUCCAACUUUGCCCUUUAUUUCUCUCAUGACACCAUCCAUAUAAAUAUUGAACAAUCAUGGUGACAUGACACGCCCCUGCCUUAAUCCCACCUUUAUCUCAAAAUGUUCACUUGUUUCUCCACCAAUUUUGACACAUGCAGAUGCAUCCUCAUAGAAAGACUUUAUUGCACUAAGCAGUUUUCCUCCCACACCAUAAAUCUUUAAAACAUCCCACAAUGCAAUCCAAUCGAAUCUGUCAUAAGCUUUUUCAAAGUCCAUGAAGGCAGCGUAUAGUUUCUUUCCUUUUGCUAUUAUUUUUUCUACUACCAUCCUGAAGGAAAAUAUCUGAUUGAUUCCAUCAGUUCCUGAUGCUUUUCCAUUUUGUAAUCUUUUUAAUGCCUGAUUUACUUCAUAUGUUAUACUUCUUUCUUUAUAUACUCCUCCUCUACCUCCGCUCAAAACUGUUGCUGUUACAGCUGCUGGACGUCCAUCAUCAAAACUCAUUAAGUUUUUGAAAUAUUCUCUCUAUGUCUCUUUCACAGCUUCCCCGUCUUUGAACAUCUUUCCAUUCUCACCCAUAACUUCAUUAAUUUUCCUUGGGGAGAUAUUAUUGGGGUGAUGCUUUUCCUUCAUAUUUUACUUCUUUCCAAUAUGAUUUCCUGUUCCCUUUAUAUUUUUCACUUAGUCUUUUCCAAAGUCUUCACCAACUCUCUUCUUACUUUCUUUUAUUGCUUGUUUUAAUUUCAUUUUGCAUUCUCUAUAUUUCUUUUUCCUUUCUCUUUUUACUUGCUCAACCACAUUUCUUUCUUAAGUUUUCUUUAAAAAGUUCCCUUUUCUCUUUUACUAUCCUCCUUAUCUCUUCUGUCCACCAUGAAUUUCCUUUUCUUUUUCCAUCUCUCACCACUUUCAUCCCUAACACUUUUUUGUUGUAGUUAACACUACUUCUUUAAAUGUUCCAAAUGUUCACAGCUUGGAGUAAAGGAGUGAGCUGCGAGAGAUGUGAUGACUGGUACCAUGUGGGCUGCAUGGUGGUAAAGGGCGCGGUAAAGCCCGAACACAUGAAGAUCUUGAAAUGCAAGAACAUAUGGUUUGUGUGUGAAACGUGUCAAGAAAGAACAAGGAGAGAGUGGAAGGAAAAAGAUAAGAAAACAAGAAAAGAGGAGGAAGCGGCAGACGCCAAGAGACAUCCCCCUGGCGAUGAGGUGGAGAAGGCAGAGCCAGUGGUGGCUGCGGAUCACAACUACCACAAGGGCACCGCAGCCAGCGAGGAUGCAGGGAAGAUGGAGGAAGGAGCAGAGGCGGGAGAGAAGAAGGAGGCUGCACCAGGGACGGAGAAUAAGAGGAAACCAGCAGCAGUGAAGGAGAAGGAGGCUGAACCAGGGACGGAGAGUGAGAAGGAGGCAGAAGCAGCAGUGAAGGAGAAGGAGGCUGCACCAGGGACGGAGAGUGAGAAGGAGGCAGAAGCAGCAGUGAAGGAGAAGGAGGCUGAACCAGGGACGGGGAGUGAGAAGGAGGCAGAAGCAGCAGUGAAGGAGAAGGAGGCUGCACCAGGGACGGAGAGUGAGAAGGAGGCAGAAGCAGCAGUGAAGGAGAAGGAGGCUGAACCAGGGACGGGGAGUGAGAAGGAGGCAGAAGCAGCGGGGAAGGUAAGGCAGGGUGCAGCAACUCCAGAAAGUCCAGAAGAAGGCAAAGGAGCAGCAGCAGAGAAACAGGAGGUAGUAACUACACCAGAGGUAAGUGUGGAGGAGGAAGUUUCAUCAACAGGCCCACCAGCGAGGAACAGGGAAGCCGCAGGAGAGACAACAGGGGUCCAGACAGGAGGGGAGAAGGGAGCAACAGGAAAGACGUCAGGGGUUAAGGAAGGGAGAGAAACAACAGCAGCAACCCAGACGGCAGGGGUGAGGAGAAAAGGAGCAGCAGAAGUCAACCAAAAGAACGAGUCUGGCCAGCACUUCACCCCAUGGGUCGGGGUGGGGAGCCAAACCUGGCAGAAGAUUAGAAAAUUACAUAACGCUGAAAAGAAAGUUGUGUGAAUAAGAAGGGAGGAACGAGAGGAGGAGGACCUAAGAAGCGAUACAAAGCGUUACAGGUCAAAAGAAGAAGAAGAAGAAGAAGACGGCGAAGGGGCUCCCAUAGCACCGUUAAAAAUGCAUAAGUAUUGCAACAUGGUGGAUUACAGCGGGAGGAAAGGCAUCACCUAAUUUAUCUGCCUCGUCUAGACGAAUUGGAGGCGUGUAAUGAUUUGAAACUCAUCCUGAAAUAUCUGUGGGCUGUGCUGACCGUGCUGAGAU